Molecule: messenger RNA, 756 nt
Organism: Folsomia candida
Lineage: Eukaryota; Metazoa; Arthropoda; Collembola; Entomobryomorpha; Isotomidae
Exons: 2
Coding region: 105-608 (167 amino acids)
Source: RefSeq, a predicted model, not a curated record
CGUACACGAUUCUGACUCGUAAAUCACAUCAUUCCUUUGCAGGUGGUUUAAGUUGUCUAAGGUUGACAAACGUCGUUAUUAUAGCGUUUUGUGUUAAUAAAAUAAUGUACAUUUUAGUCAUAUUUCUCCGCACGAAGGGUUACCAAGACAGGUAUGAUGAAAACGGGUAUAGCACGUAUAAUGCUGCCCACGGAUUCAGCUGGACACGGAGAACUACCAAGUAUUCUGCCGUCUGGAGACGUGAGGCUUGUUUUAGUUGUAAUUGGUACAAUUGUGGUCAUUAUUCUGACCAGUUCAUCAAUUCCAAUUAUACGACAACGGUGGCCAUCUUGUGCGAAUUGGACGACGAAGUGGUCGAAUUUGUAAGGGAAGUAGAAGCCAGGGGGGCACAUAAGGCUAAAAUUAGGCUGUAUUCGACUUUAAAAAAUCAAGAUGCACACCAAAUUGCGGCAGAGAUUGAAAAGUAUUGCCUUGUGAAUUGUAUCGACUGGAAUAACCAAUGCAGUUUCUUGACUAUGGAGGAGAGUGAGUACAACGGAGGCCUUAAUGCAAGGAACGUUUCUAAAAUUGCUGCUGGGGAUGUGCUGCGAGAAGCUGAAUUUAUUUAAAUUUAACGAAUAAGUCGGUGACAAAAAAUUAUAGGAUUGCAUUCUAAAUUGAUAAUGAAUUGUUUUUGUUUAAUUUUUUAGUUAUAGAUUAUCACAUCAAAUAAAUUAGUGGCACAAUAAAAAAUUGUUAGUAUUUGUUUUUGAUGUA